Molecule: messenger RNA, 1662 nt
Organism: Podarcis muralis (Common wall lizard)
Lineage: Eukaryota; Metazoa; Chordata; Lepidosauria; Squamata; Lacertidae
Source: RefSeq, a predicted model, not a curated record
GCCCUGUUAGGCCAAGAGACUGUGACUAGCCCAAGGCCAGUGAGUUUUGUGGCUUAGCAAGGCUUUGAACCCUGGUCUCCCACUUCCAACACUAACCACUGUGCCACACUGCCUUUCCAGUUCUCGCUUCAGCCAACCCCCACGGCCAACCUGGACCGGACGGAUGAUGCUGUGUAUGGUGACGUCAUGGACCUGGUGAAGGCUGUCCUGAAGCUGAAGAACGAGGUCAGCAACCACCCACCAGAACGGUACAUCCUGGUUGUGAAGGAUGUGGGCCUCUCCCUUCGGAAGCUCAUCGGGAGCGUGGAUGAAGUCCUCCUGGCUCUGCCUGCCUCUUCACGCACUGAGAUUGAAGGCACCCAGAAGCUCCUCAACAAGGACCUUGCCGAACUGAUCAACAAGAUGCGCUUGGCCCAGCAGAACGCCAUGACGUCCCUGAGCGAUGAGUGCAAGCGGCAGAUGCUGGCCGCCUCGCACACUCUGGCCGUGGACGCCAAGAACCUCCUGGACGCUGUGGACCAAGCCAAGAUGCGAGCCAACCUAGUGAAGGUCUCCUUUGAGUGACCCAGAGGGCUGGCUUCCUUUUUAAAAGAUGAAUGAAUACGUAGCCCCUCCAAGCUUCCCUGCGCUGUCUCCACCUCUGCCCUGCCGCAACACGCUCGUGUCUUUGGUUUCGUCGCGUCUGUCUUCUGAGAACGAAGGAGAAGAGACUCUGGGGGAGAGCCGUCUGCGGGUGAGGCAGGGGAGGGACUUGCCUUCCUCUGCCCCAUAGAUCAUGCUGCUAAGGGGGACACAGGACCCCGGUCCUAGGGGGGGCAGUUCAGACCUGUCAAGAGGUCCUGAGCCUGCACCAGUAGGGUCCCAUGCCUGUAGGUGUGCAGGCGUCACUGUGUACAGUCUGAUUUCUUUGCCAGUAUCUCUGGCGCCAAGGUGUCUCAUUGGUGAAGGGGGUCAAAGGCGAGAAGCAGUGGGGCGACCCAUGAACCUCACUGCCACCCUUCUCCGGAUACGCCAGAGGAAUGGUGGCAGGCCAGGCCACUUCUCCUGAGGGUCCUGAAGACCCAGUCCUGGGAGAAAAAGCUUGCUAGGUCACUUUGGUGAGGGACAUUCCCAAGGUGGCCGUUAGAGGAGGCUGUCUUGUGUCUUUGUACAUUGUAUAGAAACAUUUAUUUAAUGGCCAUGUACGAACUGUAUGCACAACCUCCCACCCUAGGAGGGGAAAAUACCCUCACUUCUCUCUCACGGGCCAAAUUCCUUUGAAUUUGGGGUGGAGUUUGAACACGUCUCCCUCUGAACGAUGGAGAUCCAAAAGGGGCUCUUUUUUAAAAAAUUGAUUUGUCACGAAGGUAUGUACCAACCAACACAUAACAGUGUAAACCACAACAGAACCGCACAUGGCGUGAUUGCUAUGAAAAGCAAAUUGCAGAGAAACAGUCCCAUCUCGUAAAGUUUUAAAGAUGGUUCUGUGUAACCCAGCCUUGUCCUCCCUAUUUAUAUAAUCCAGAAAUGAAGAGCGAUCCUCAUAAAAACUAUUUGAUUUAGCUUUGCCCCAGGCUACACUUCUAAGUAGGGAUGCGGGUGGCACUGUGGGUAAAAGCCUCAGCGCCUAGGGCUUGCCUGAUCGAAAGGUCGGCGGUUCGAAUCCCCGCGGCAGGGUGCACU